Falco peregrinus (peregrine falcon) is the source of this 3988-nucleotide messenger RNA. RefSeq names its product MARVEL domain containing 2 (gene MARVELD2). The transcript is spliced from 6 exons. Lineage: Eukaryota; Metazoa; Chordata; Aves; Falconiformes; Falconidae. The record is from RefSeq and is a predicted model, not a curated record. Gene Ontology annotation, cellular component: bicellular tight junction; apical plasma membrane; cytoplasmic vesicle. Bases 260 to 1912 code for a protein of 550 amino acids. Gene Ontology annotation, biological process: bicellular tight junction assembly.
GCCGGCCGGAAGCUCCCGCCGCCCCGGGCGAAGGCCGCUCGGCAGCCGCGGGUGAGGCCGCCCGGGCGGGGCGGCGCAGGUGCCCGUGCCGAGGGCGGCCGAGCGGCGGGUGGGGGCCGGGCGCGCAGCGGAGCGCGGGCUGCUCUCGGGCCGGGCCUCCCCGUGCGCUCUGCGGCGGCAGCGCCCUGUUCCUCCGCCCGGCGCCGGCCUCUUCCCGCCAGGUGAAGGAGCGGCGGCCGAGCGGGGUGGGCAGCGCCUGAUGCCGGGCCCGGCGCCAGGCAUGUCGAGGAGCGCCGGCUCAGAGGGCGGGCGGCCCGGCAGGUCCCCGCCGCCCCGCGGGGCCGGGGCCGGCUCCCCGCUCGCCCGGGACGCGGAGCCGGGGUCCGCCGCCCCCCUGCCGCCGCCGCCGCUCCCCCUGCAGCCCCCGUUCGGCCCCGCCGCCAGCCCCGGGGAGGGCCGGCGCGACCCGAGCGGGCCGGCCGAGCUCAAGCCGGUCCGGCGGUUCAUCCCGGACUCGUGGAAGAAGUUCUUCAGAGGGAGACGCCGCAACGGCUCCAGCUGGGACAGCACGGCCUCCGACAUCAGAUACGUCUCGGACGGGGCCGAGUGCUCGCCGCCGGCCUCCCCGCACCCACCGCCGCCGGAGCGCAGGUCGGUGCCCGGCUCCUUCAGGGACCCUUUCGGAGGAUCGGGCGGGAGCUACAGCUUGCGGCAGGAGGCCGAAGCCAUGCUGCCCGCGGACCCCUUCGGGUCACUGGAGCGCCGCGCUGGCACCGGCCAGACGUACAGCGAGCGGGUGGAGGCCUACAACCAGCGGUACGCCUACAUGAAGUCCUGGGCCGGACUGCUCAGGAUCCUCGGCGUGGCAGAGCUGCUGCUGGGCGCCGCCGUCUUCGCCUGUGUCACGGCCUACGUACACAAGGAUAACGAGUGGUACAACAUGUUCGGGUACUCGCAGCCCUACGGCUACGGGGCUAGCAGCAUCUACGGAGGCUACUCCUACAGUGGACCCAAAACGCCUUUCAUCCUGGUAGUGGCGGGAAUGGCGUGGGUAGUCACGAUAGUGCUGCUGGUGCUGGGCAUGUCGAUGUACUACCGGACUAUCCUCCUUGAUUCCAACUGGUGGCCUCUGACCGAGUUUGGAAUUAAUGUGGCCUUGUUUUUUCUGUACAUGUCAGCUGCCAUAGUGUAUGUAAACGACACCAACCGAGGCGGGCUGUGCUAUUACCAGUUGUUUAAGACACCAAUAAAUGCAUCUUUUUGCCGUGUAGAGGGAGGUCAGACAGCAGCAAUCAUCUUCUUGUUUGCCACAGUGAUAAUCUAUCUAAUUAGUGCGGUGAUUUCUCUAAAGUUAUGGAGGCAUGAAGGAGCUAGGAGGCACAGGGAAUUAAUGGAACAGGAGAUGAAAACACAGUCCUCUUUUCCGGAAAAGAAGUAUGAAAGUGAUGACAGACCGAGAGAAGAAGUCACUGACAGGCAGCUUAAAUCUGUGGAAAGAAAACCAGAACUGCGUAAUGGUCAUAUACCUGCAGGUCACAUUCCUAAACCUAUAGUGAUGCCAGAUUACUUAGCGAAAUACCCAGCAAUUCAAACAAAUGAAAUGCGAGACCGAUACAAAGCAGUAUUCAAUGAUCAGUUUGCUGAGUAUAAAGAACUGUCUGUGGAAGUUCAUGCUGUAUUAAAAAAGUUUGACGAGCUGGAUGCAUUGCUGAGACAGCUUCCUCACCAUCCUGAAUGCAUAUAUGAGCAGGAAAGACUAUCAAAAGUUCUGCAAGAAUACAAGAAGAAGAAAAAUGAUCCUGCAUUUCUGGAGAAAAAGGAGCGUUGUGAAUAUCUAAAGAAUAAGCUUUCUCACAUAAAACAACAGAUUCAGCACUAUGAUAAAGUUAUGAAUUGGAAUGUAGAAACUUAGCUAUGCCUUUGUGGCUACUAUUUUCUAUUUUUUAAAUCGAUAUGUGCAUUUUAAACUAUUUAUUUACUGUCAGAACAGUACACCUAUGGGGAUUGCUUUAUCACUUUGUCACUUAUUCAGAUGUUGUACACUACUGGUAGUUUUGUAUGCAUAUCCAAUUUUAAAUCAUUGUUAUGAAGUUAUCAGGUAAGUUUAGAAAACCUGUGCUAACAUUCUGUUUUUAUUAAACAGUACACAGCCUGGCCUUUUAAAUACAAAUACUUUAUUUGAAAAUACUGUAUUUGCAAACUUGCAAAGCCCAUUAGAGAAAGUAGUUCUAAAUACCAUGUCAAAAGUUUGCACAGAAAUGCCAUUAACAAUUUCAGGUUUUAUUUAUAGGUGGCAUCUUCAUGAUAUCAGAAAGAGUUGAGCUGUUUUGUCUGGCUGGGGUUUGGUGGAGUGCUCAAUCAUAUUGAAUAAUUCUGUCAGUUGAAAAUUAGUUUAAGAAGACUUUUUAUACUGGAUUUCUAAAUGCUUUGCUGUAUGUCAGAAAUUAUCUGGAAUUUCGCCUAACGAUGCAAAAUAACUUCCUAUUUACACAACUGUAGUGGGGCCAGGGGUCGUGGUAGUGGUGUUUGGGUUUGGGUUUUUUUUUCUUUAGAGGUGAUGCAAUGAAUUUAUACAUGGCCUUAAAGCAGAGGUCCUCAAACUGUUUAACCAGGGGGCCGGCGCGGAUGCAGCGGCAGGCAGCCAUCUGCGGCUGCUUGGUUUCCCCCCCCAACCCCCGGCGGGGGGUUCUGUAAAUACCAGGGGCCGGAUUGAGGAACCUGGGGGGGGCGUAUCUGGCCCGCGGGCCGUAGUUUGAGGACCCCUGCCUUAAAACAAUAGAGAUAUAGGAUGAGACUCAAGUUACUGUUGCUGUAGGCCAGUAUGCUCUGCAUACCUUUUCUGGGUCAUCUCAGUAGGAAUCCAUGGGUUUAAAGGCAAAACACUUUAUUCUUCAUCAGCAAGUAACAGGACUUUUUGUCUAGGCACCAGUUGUUUGUGUUGGGAUUUGGAGAGUAAGUAGAGCAAAAUUUAUUCUCAUUCAACGUAUAAAUUAUUAGUAUCCUUUAUAAGGCCAGGUAAAAUAUUUUAAUAGACAUGCUUUCCAGAGCAUAUUUGCAUAAAUGCAAUAUACAUUUUUAUAUUUUAUCUUGGGGAUAGAUUUGCAUAUUCAAAUGUUCCAAUAUGCCAGUAAAUUUUCUCUUUGUAUCCUUUUCAACAUCUUUGUUUACUAUUUUUACUUACUAAAAUUGUUAUAAGCAUUGAUAGUUUCUUUGUACAGUUUUCUACAACUGCAAUUUGUCUGUUCUGAAAUACAUAUUAAUUUGGAAAAAAACCGCCAUGGGUGCAGCCACAUUGUUCUGUUGCUUAUAAAGGCAUUUUGUUAGAAGAAGGUGCUCUGAUUAAGGUUAUUUCAAAUUUUUGUUAGCAAUUAUUUUUUCCUUAAAAGAAAGUUUUCAACUUUUGCCUUAACUUAAAGGAAAGACAUCAGGAAAGCUGUUUCCAGUUUAGAACAGUGAUGGUAAUACCACCGCCGUUCUUCCAUACUGGAAAUGCAUUAAUAUACCUCCCUCUGGCAGUUAUAUCCCUUCUGAUUUUUGAGCUCUUGUCAUUCACACUACAGUCCUGAUGGCUACCGAACCUGCUUUCAUAUUUAUAAAGUCGACAUUCCAGUUUUAUCACCAACUUAGUUCCAAGAGCUUUAGUGGAUGAAGUAAACACAAGGCACCAUGGGAACACAGAGAGUUUGAAAACUUAGCACCUCUUCAUUUGAAAGCCUUCAGUCUCAUCUACCUGGAAGACAUCUCAGUAUUUUCAUUAGUCUGAACCAGAGGACAGUCGCUGCUACCCCUUCUUCUCCCUUUCUGUUCCAGGUGCCUCUCUGUCUCUGGUUCAUGUUUCUAUUAUUUGCAAAGAAGUGGUAAACCUGUCUACCUUAUAAAAGAUCUGGGCCAAGUGUUUUGUAUCUAUUGUGCUGUAUACUUGUUAAACUUUGCUUUGUAAGAGAGGUCCUUGUUCAAAUCCCUGCAAUCUAAAUGACCUCUUGCUACA